Molecule: messenger RNA, 2463 nt
Organism: Cyprinodon variegatus (sheepshead minnow)
Lineage: Eukaryota; Metazoa; Chordata; Actinopteri; Cyprinodontiformes; Cyprinodontidae
Gene: asb2a.1
Product: ankyrin repeat and SOCS box protein 2-like
Exons: 10
Coding region: 193-2259 (688 amino acids)
Biological process (GO): intracellular signal transduction
Molecular function (GO): protein binding
Source: RefSeq, a predicted model, not a curated record
GGACUGCCCUCACAGGGUCAGGUUUGCAUAAACAGGACAGAGCGACGAAUCAACUCUGGAAGAAACUGUGGAUUUCCCUGGAGGCUCUGCAGGAGAUGUUGGGGAAAAAUCACAGGAUCUCCAUGAGGACCCUUUGAACCCACCUGAGGAGAACAUCAUCUGUUUCCGUUGUUUCAAAGUGUUGGACGCAUCAUGGCGUCACCCAGCAUCUCUCACUUAGGUUCUGCAGGUUCUGCUUUGGCCUUUGAGGAUUAUUCUCUCUACAGUAAUCUGAGCGAUGACCAGCUGCUGCAAGUCGCCAUCGAGCGCAGUCUGACAGAAACGCACCACAGCGCCCCCACUGACUACAGCGCCACCGCUCCCGCCACUACCAGCCCCCCACAGGCGUCACAAUCCCAGGACAACAAGCCGAACCCGCCAAGCACCGACAGAUACCAACGUCGAGUCUCGAGCGGCCAGAAUCCAGCCGCGCCGCAGACCAGCGUCACUUACAGCUCCCCGAACCCCCCGACUGAGAAGCCUCCUGACAUGAAGACUUUUGAUGGAACAGUGAGCCGGUUCAUGACAGGUUCUGGGAAGAGGAUGGUGGCAUAUUACAGACCAGAUGGCAGUUUGGUCCACAUUGCUCCAGAACCUGAAGAGGAGGAAGAGCCUUUGUUUCGAGCGAUCCGUGAAGGUAAGGCUACCAAAGUGAAAGCCUUGGCGACAUGUCGCGGAACGAACCUGAUGCUUCCCAGUAAACCUGGCUGGCUAGCGACUCACCAAGCAGCGUGGUUUGGACAGGACUCCUGUUUGCGAAUGCUGCUUUCAGCUCAACCAGGAAUGGUCAACAAGAGGACAUCACGUGGUGAGACACCAAUAAUGGUGGCUGUCAGCAGGGUGCAGCUGGGAUGUGUUCAGGUGCUGCUGGAACAUGGAGCUGAUGCUGAAAUCCCCAACAAUGAAAAAGAGACUCCAUUGUAUAAAGCCUGUGAAAGAAACAGUGCCGCGAUUGUUGCAACCCUGCUGAACCACGGAGUGGCUGUAAACACCCGCUGCAUUCAGGGCUGGACAGCUCUCCAGGAAGCUGUGGUCCAAAGCAACAUGGAAAUCUGUGAGAUGCUACUGAAGGCUGGAGCCAAACUCAACACCCGCAACAUGUAUGGUCUCACCCCCCUCUUCACCGCCGCUCAGAACGGGCAGAUGGCUUCACUGCGAUUCCUCAUCAAACACGGUGCAGACAUCAACACGCAGGCUGAUGACGGAGCGACGGCUCUGUAUGAAGCUGCUAAAAUGGGACACGAAGAAGUUGUUGAGCUGCUGCUGUCUCAGAAAGCUGAUGCCAACAAGCCUGGAAAAACGGGAAUGUUGCCGCUUCACAUAGCUGCACAGAGAGGAAGUGAUUUAAUCGUCUCCAUGUUGAUCCCAGCCACCAGCAGGGCCCGUGUACGCAGGACUGGGAUUAGCCCGCUGCACCUGGCAGCAGAGCGUAACCGCGAUGAUGUUCUGGAGAUGCUUAUCGAGGCGGGCUUUGAUGUCAAUGCCCAACUGUCAGAGGAGAGAAUGCGGCUGUACGAGGACCGCCGCAGCACAGCGCUCUACUUCUCCGUCAUCAACAACAACGUAGAGGCUGUUCGCAUGCUGCUGAACGCUGGUGCCAACCCGAACCUGGACAUGUUCAAACCUCUGAUGGUGGCUUCCAGGAUGGGCUGCAUCCAGACAGUCAAGCUGUUGGUGGAGCACGGCGCCGACAUCAACGCAGGCAUCCCUACCCACCCCACCACCUUCCCAGCUGUCUUCAUGUUCUCCAUGAAGUACCUUCCCCUCCUCAAGUACCUGCUUGACCAUGGAGGCCACGCCCUCCCCUGCUUUGACUGUGUUUAUGGUAACCGGGCUCAUCCACCCAUAAAAACCAAUCGAUCAAACUGGGACAACGACUCGGACCAAAUUCUGGCAGAGGUGCCUCUACGGACGGGCGUUCAGUUCUGUGAGAUGAUCUCUGCCCCAAGUAUCUCUCGAUGGGCGGGGCCUAUCAUUGAUGUCCUGCUGGACUACGUUGGUCAUGUGACGCUUUGCUCCAGACUGAUGGAACACCUGGACAGUUACUCUGGGUGGAGUGGAAUCAAAGAGAAAGCAGCUCCCCCCCGGCCGCUGCUGCACCUCUGCAGGUUGCAGAUUCUGCAGCUGGUUGGACACAGAAAGCUGAAGAAGCUGCCGCUUCCUGGAGGUCUGAUCCGCUUCCUGAAACACCAAGACUUGCCUCUGGAUGACGAAGGCUGAACCAGACAACCGUUGAGCUGCAGAUGUUGCAUCAUUUAGAUUUCUUCCUGCCUCAAUCUGUUCACAUGGUUUCCGUUUCUAGAGGAUAAUUCAGCACCUGGAACAACGAUAGAAACGCCAUCUGGGACACUUCCAAGAUGAACUACACAGGAAACAGGAUUAGAAUCAGAAUCAACCCAAACUACAGCACUGGAGGAGGAGGAG